AUGGCGUUGUCUGCGAGCUACUCGAAGUGGGACAAGCUCGUGGUCGAAGAGGACCAUUCGUGGGAGGACCCCAUGAGUAUGCCGGUGUGCUCGGAGAUACCGUGGCAGCAGGUGACGCCCUUGAUGAACAAGAUGCUCCACGAGGAGUACGCCGCCGAGGAUGCGGCGCUCGGGCCCGCCCCUACGAGGAGGGCCAGGACCGACCCCAUGGCGCAGCCGCCUCGGCUGGUGUCGCCGCCCCCGUCGACGCCCGCACCCCCAGACAUCUUCCGCUGUGGCUUUUCAAUCUGCGGUUCCGACCCCCUCCCCUGGGGGUAG
Prorocentrum cordatum is the source of this 318-nucleotide messenger RNA. The record is from the annotation of a GenBank genome assembly. Lineage: Eukaryota; Dinophyceae; Prorocentrales; Prorocentraceae.